UCAGUAGGUGAUGCAUUCUGUGGGAUAGCGAGUUGUUCUUGUGAUAGUGAUUUUUAAAUUAAUAAUAUUUCCUUAAUUAAUAUUAAUCUCAUUCGAUAAAUAGCAAAACUUGAUUCGAUUAAAUGUUCUUUGGAGAUAUAUUUCUCUCAUGUACAGUACCAAGAUGGUAAAAUGUAGUUAUCAUCUAUCGUGCUAUGUAUUUUUAUGCAACUAAAUAAUAUACCUAAUUCAUUCGUAUCUUAUCUUCUCACCUAAGUACAAUUUUAUCACGUUUAUCUCUUGUGUUAGUGUAUUGAUUGCCAUCAAGACCUAGUUGGAUUUAGUCUAUUUAUUACAAGAAUGGAUACUCUAAGGUUUUAUUUCGUGACAUGGAAUGUGGCAACAAAAAAUCCAGGGCAGGAUUUGAAUGCCCUGUUAGAUUUUCCAUCGCAGUUCAACAAAAAUAAGCCAUUGCCAGAUUUUUAUGUGAUUGGCUUACAAGAAGUGAAGUCUCAGCCACAGAACAUGUUGAUGGACUCACUGUUCACUGAUGCGUGGCAGUCAUCCUUCAACAAGAUACUCUGUCGACAAGGCUAUAUUAUCGCCAAGUGCACCCGCCUCCAGGGGAUCUUACUCCUGGUGUACACUCAAAUGAAACAUGUGACACAUCUGAGGGAUAUUGAGGCGCAGUAUACUAAGACGGGAUUGGGAGGGAUGUGGGGCAACAAAGGCGCCGUUAGUAUAAGGUUCAACAUAUACGGAUGUUCGGUUUGCCUUGUUAAUUGUCACCUGACGGCACACGAGCACCUGUUGGCAGACCGCAUCAAUGAUUACAACACCAUCAUAAAACAACACCAGUACCAUGUCAGCGAGACCACCAACAUUUUGUAUCAUGACUACGUGAUAUGGAUGGGCGACCUAAACUUCCGUACCGACCACCCUACAGGCAGUAGUCCAACUCCAGAGGAGAUCGUCGCCACAUUACAGAAAAUUGAGAAGGACAAGUACGCGACGCUACUCAAACACGAUCAGCUGAUCGCUGUCAUGGACUCAGGCGAAGCAUUCUCUGAGUUUACGGAGCAAGAUAUACGGUUCCCGCCCACGUAUAAGUUUUCGAUCGGCAGUGAUGAGUAUGAUUUAAAGAGAAAACCAUCAUGGACGGACAGAAUAUUAUACAAAGUGAAUGCAAAUAACUAUGAGAAUGUCACAUUGAGGGCAGAAGUGGUGUCGUAUAACCACAUACCACACUACACAGUGAGUGACCACAAGCCCGUGGUCGCACUAGUACAUAUAAAGAUUCGCAACGGCUUCACUCGCUCCAUAGUAGCUGACACGCCUACUGUUGUCAAAGCAAGUGGUAUACGCAUGCGGUCUAUGAUGAUACCCCCUGAGGCGCUUGAAGGGGACCACAAUACCGAAGCUUUGCCUAAGAUGGCACCCUCCACUGUCUGUGACAGCGAGGUCGGUGACCUUUUGACAAGUGACGUUGUUAUUACUUCGCCUGAUUCGCCGCAUACUGAAGAGGCAUUCUCAAACUACACGGAGAAGACUGUUGAAUUCGCUCCCAUCUCAAGAAUUUGGUACAUCGGCGAUGCCGACUUCCGAACCCAAUGCACGCUGACGCCCGACAUCGAAGUAAACCCCAACGACUGGAUUGGCAUCUAUGAUGCAAACUUCCACAACCUCGACGACUACAUAGCAUACGAGUACUUGGCUAAGGUGAGCCUGCCUGAAGGUCCAACAGCUUCCGGUCAGCCUCGCACUAUUACCCUCAGCUUCCCAGUAGGCAGUGGCGUGCGGACACCCGGCUUCUACCGGUUCAUAUACUUCAGCCAGCCGAAUAACGAUGUUAGGAGUGUUCUUGGCAUCUCAGAACCAUUCGAAGUAAGCAGCAAAGAGGACAAACUUGUCACAUUUGCCCUAGACCCCGCCGAGCAGGCAUCCAGCAGUACUUCCCCCGGACGAUCGAAGCCCAGUACAGCGACAACAGACAUCUUCACAGACUUCACUGGUCUCGACGUGGCCAAGCUCUCGCGACACUUCUCAAACGACCUUAGUAUCGACUGACUAAGGACCUACCUGCCCGGCUCCCCGGCUAACGUGAGGAAGCAAAACGGUGUUUAGAAACAUUGAACUAUGUAGUUUAUUAAAUAUUCGUAUAGUUAUGUAUCUGUAUCUAUGUUAUAGUUGAAAAUGUAUGAGAAGGUUAAUGCUUGUUGUGGUUUUUGUUGUGUAUAAAAAUGUUAACUAACUGUAAAAUAUGGCAUUCGUUUUUGUUGCUUAUUAAAUAAAUUGUUUACUGACUUAGUAAAAUAAUGUACACUAUGAAAUACUUUAUGUUACAUUAAAUCACAAUUGCAAAUGUUAAAUACCAACUUUUAUCAAUUAUCCAUAAACAAGCUUUGACCCAACACCGCCAUCUAACGGCUCAAGCUGAUAGUUUCACUACAAGACAAGGCAAUUGCGAUUUUCUUGUAACAAAGUUCAAUGGUAUAAGUUAUAAAGGUAUUUAUCUAGCUUUAAGCAUAGCUAUAAUGGUGCGAAUGAACUUUAAGGUGAAGUUAAUUAGGCGAAUAUUGUCACAAAAGAAGUAUUAAGAAAUCAGUCUUAAUGCAUUGGUAUAAAGGCGAAGUUCGGUUGGCUAUAAAUGUAUUAAAUUACGUAACUAUCAAAAUUUGGAUCAAUGUAUUAAUUGUAUAUUAGUAUUCUUUGAAAUUAUACUAAAAUUGAUGUAAGGAAUAGAUAAUAAUGUGAUAAUUGUAAAGCAUUUGUUUAAAACUUGCAUUGUCUAGUCGCCGAUGUAGGUGAAAGAGCAUUUCAAUUUUGCUCUCUAAUAAAAGAAAAACUAUUGCACUUAAUUGCCAUGAUUGUUGUUCAAAAUAUUAAAUAUUGCAUUUUAUGGUAGUUGAAUAUAACCCAAUAAUAAUUAUUGCUUAAAUGUAAAAAUAGAGGGUAGUAUGUUUUUAGGAGUGGUUCAUUUCAGGCCUAUUAUACGAUAUUCAGGUGAAUUGAGAAAAUAUAAUUAGAUUAUGUUAGGAUUGGGUAUAUAUGUUUAUAAAAAAAAACAAAUCAAUAUUUAAUUGGAAUGGCACGGGAAUUAAAGAAUUCGGGAAAAUUUCGAGAUUUUGAAUAAAUUAAUUUUCAGUGAAAUACGUUUGCUUGCAUCAUAUUGUACUAUAAAUAUAUCCGUUAGAACUGAAAACUAUAAUAAUUAAUUUAAUUAUGCCUAAAUGUAAAUAAUAUAUUAUGUAAUCUUCGAGUUUGUAAUACCAACUGGCUGUUUGCGACCAAUUAUAAUACGUAUCAGGAAUUGAUAUAUAAAAGAAAUGAUGUAAAUAUCCUUUCGUUGAGUGAUUAUAUUAGUACAAUUUGUAAUUUUAUAGAGUUGUAAAUAGCGUUCAAUAUAUAAUCUUUUGUGUAAUUGUUAUUACCACCGGGCACCGACUAAUGUUAUACUAACAUAAUAUAAAUGCUACAUUUAACCUGUCAAUAAAAAAAAAUGGAGUUCCUAGUGACUAAUAUUUUCAAC
This is a messenger RNA of Trichoplusia ni (cabbage looper), 3508 nucleotides long. RefSeq names its product inositol polyphosphate 5-phosphatase K-like. The record is from RefSeq and is a predicted model, not a curated record. The transcript is spliced from 10 exons. Gene Ontology annotation, molecular function: phosphatidylinositol-4,5-bisphosphate 5-phosphatase activity. NCBI's taxonomy places the organism in Eukaryota, Metazoa, Arthropoda, Insecta, Lepidoptera, Noctuidae. Gene Ontology annotation, biological process: phosphatidylinositol dephosphorylation. Gene Ontology annotation, cellular component: plasma membrane; cytoplasm; ruffle. Bases 340 to 2046 code for a protein of 568 amino acids.